UGUCUACUUCCUGCUUCUGUGAGCAUCACCAUGUCAACGGCUGUUUACCUGGCAGGGGCGGCGUCUUUGUGUAACUGCGCUGAAUCCAGUAACAGUAACGGUGGGCAGACGUCAGGGUGGGAUCUCAGCCCGGAGGCCCUCCUCCGAGGUCAGAGACCCCAGACCCCAGACCCCAGGAGGAGCUGCUGGUGUCCCUAUCCCAGAGGUCUUGAGUUUCAGCUUGUUUGGCACCCUUCUUCCUAAAAUUUAAAUUAAAAAAAUUCCCAAAACUUGUCUUCAUUCCUCCUCCGGCUAGUUACAGCAAUUGCUACUUCCCUAAUUUAGGGUGUCCUAACACCCCUCCCUCUCUCCUACAGUUAUCUAUUUAACUUUAUAUCUAUUUAAGUUCUUUAUAUUAAAUUUGCCCUCUCAAAUAUUUAGCCAGGAAGGCUGCUUUGUUCGGGGCAGGUGGUGGGGAGGGUUGUGUUCAGGAGAGAAAUAGUGGCAAACGGUAUAAGCAGUUUUGAAGAAGCCAUUUCCGCCCCCCUGUAUUGCCCAAGCCACCCCUGGGGCUCUUGCUGAAGUCUCAACAGCCCAAAACAUUAAUCCAGUCCCUCCACCACCAAGACCCUAGACUCCCAGACAUUAGUGAGUGAGGUCUACAAUCUGGAACCCUGUGGUUAUUUUCUACAACUCACAGAUUAUUAACAACAAUGAAUGACAGGAGCAGGAAACUGGAAGGUGAUAGAGCCACCUGCUGCUCUCUACUUCGCAGAGACUGAGGAGGAGCCUGAGACUGUUCGUGGACAUCCUGUGAAUAUCAGGAAACAUUUUGGAGGGGUUAGAAGAAGGGGAUGUGGCAUUCACAUGUGUGCUUCCAUGGAUUCCAGUCCAUCUUCUCUUGGAAACAAUCAUACCCUGGCAAGUGACCUUUCCUAAGCAAGAACAAAGGUGUUAAAAAGGCUUCCAUCCUCUACUUGCUUUCCUGUGCCCAAACUCCACUGGUUUCUCAUUCCAUGAAGAUGAUUUGGUGGAAGAAGCGCUGCCGGCAGCAUUACCUGUGGGCCCUGGGCUGCUAUGUGCUGCUGGCUGUUGUUGCUCUGAGAUUUUCUCUUAGAUUGAAAUGUGACUUUGACUCCCUGGAUCUGGAGUCCAGAGAUUUUCGAAGCCAGCACUGUAGGGACAUCUUGUACCAGUCGCUGAAGUUGCCAGCAAAGAGAUCCAUCAACUGUUCUAGGAUCAUCCGAGGGGACUGGCAAGCAGUGUCGGAGGCUCUCCUGGACAACCUGGAGGUCAAGAAGAAGCGGAAGCCUUUAACAGACACGGACUACCUUAACAUGACCCGAGACUGUGAGCACUUUAAGGCCAAAAGGAAGUUCAUACGGUUCCCUCUGAGCAAAGAAGAGUUAGACUUCCCAAUUGCAUACUCUAUGGUGGUCCAUGAGAAGAUAGAAAACUUUGAAAGACUGCUGCGAGCUUUGUAUGCUCCUCAGAACAUAUACUGUGUCCAUGUGGAUGAGAAAUCCCCAGAAACUUUCAAAGAGGCAGUCAAGGCGAUUAUUUCAUGCUUCCCAAAUGUCUUCAUAGCCAGUAAGUUGGUUCGGGUGGUUUAUGCCUCCUGGUCCAGGGUGCAGGCUGACCUGAACUGUAUGGAAGACUUGCUCCGGAGCUCAGUGCCAUGGAAAUACUUACUAAAUACAUGUGGGACAGACUUUCCUAUAAAGACCAAUGCGGAGAUAGUCCUGGCCCUCAAGAUGUUGAAUGGGAAGAAUAGUAUGGAGUCAGAAAAACCUACUGAGUACAAGAAGUCUCGCUGGAAAUAUCACUAUGAGGUAACAGACACAUUGUACAUAACCAGCAAGAUGAAGGAUCCUCCUCCUGAGAAUAUACCUAUAUUCACAGGGAAUGCCUAUAUUGUGGCUUCUCGAGACUUCGUCCGACAUGUCUUAGAGAACCCCAAGUCUCGAAGACUGAUUGAAUGGGUAAAGGACACCUAUAGCCCCGAUGAGCAUCUAUGGGCUACCCUUCAGCGUGCACCAUGGAUGCCCGGUUCUAUUCCUUACCAUCCCAAGUUUCACAUCUCAGACAUGAUAGCCAUUGCCAGGCUGGUCAAGUGGCAAAGCCAUGAGGGAGACAUCAGUAUGGGGGCACCUUAUGCCCCUUGCUCUGGAAUCCACCAGCGGUCUAUCUGUAUUUAUGGGAUUGGGGACCUGCACUGGAUUCUUCAAAACCAUCACCUGUUGGCCAACAAGUUUGACCCAAAGGUGGAUGACAAUGUUCUUCAGUGCUUAGAAGAGUACUUACGUUAUAAGGCCAUCUAUGGGACUGAACUCUGAGAUAUCCCAUCAUAAUAUUGCUACCUGUGGGACAGGAACAUAUGCAGACAUGCCCAGGGGGUGCUGGGACAGUAGGGUGGGGUGGGGCUCUAAAAUCUUUGGGAUCCCCAAGUCAGGGGGCUGCUAUGGGGGUGCGGGUAAGUAGAUCUCCUGCCUUAUUACUUGCUGUCCUGGGUGAACACUGGGUGUGCACUCACCUCACUCCUAAUAGCUCUCCCACUGAUGUUCUCACAGAGUGAGAGUCAGAAUCAAACCAGCGAUUUGGGAGAGUAAGGGGAGGGUAGUGUGGCAGGGGACCCUGGAUUUCAGUUGAAUGCUUGGUGUCUGCUUUUCUACUCUGUGUGAACGCUGGUUCUAAUAAUUCUAGGCUUUGGUAGUGGGGAUGGGGUGGGACUUAGUGGAAAGAGGGCCUUUGGGUACUAUUAACUUAAAAAUAAAUAGCUCUUGAUUCAAAGUCCUUACUUCUAUUUUUUGUCUAGCAAGCCAGAAAUAAGAUAAAAGUAACUAUUUGUGACAUUUAAAAUCCCUGGUGUCUGGCAAGAGAAUCUCCAUUAUUCCAAAGUGAUCACGGCAGGGUAUGCAAAUAGCAUAUUCAAAAGAAUAUAGAGGAACAGAAUUGAAUCUUUCAUUAUUAAAAGCCCUCCUCAUUUUGUUUACACUGACAGAUUCAUGACUUCCCCAUAAGGGAAAAAGCAGGACAAUUUAACCAAUUUGACCACUCAUAUCCUCAUGGGUCAGUUACAGCAUUAAUUUUGCCAGCUUCACAGCCAAAGCUUAAUGUCACAUUAGAAAGAUAAUAGCGAUUUAGGCAAGGCCAUCAUAGAAUUUAUUGUCCAAACUGGAACACAUUUUAAUGGGGAAGAGGGAUACCACACUAUUAAUAAUUAGGUUGGGAAACAAGCAUGAACUAGGACUGCCUAGCAAAAUCAGGAAGUCUGGGUAUUCCAAGUUAGACCUUGUUAGUCAAAACUCUUAUUUAAGUAUAUGAAUGGAAUGGUCGGUAUUUGUAGUUCUGUGAUUUAUACAUUUCCUUGUGGGGAGACAAUUGUGUGUGUGUGUAUUCCCUCCCACCCCCAAUAAAUGUUGCCCAGUGAAAUAUUUCUUUCUGAAGCUCCAGAGAUGAAUGUUAAACAAUUGGAAGGCAAUUGGCUAUUCGUCGUACUCCUCUGUGAUGGGCAAGGGAUGUUAUAUAAAAAGAGAGGCAUAUCUUAUACAUAGUGCAGCUAUUCUUCUGCUUAUGGUAUGCUGUGGAAGAGGGAUUUAUACACAAGUUAAUGUAACUUGAAUGAUCCUGUGAUGUCAUGAUGUCACUAAUGUGUCCAUCUCUGAUUCAUUUAAGUUCUCUCUCACAAUCAACUUUUCCUGCAACUCAGUGACACAGUGAAUUUUCUAAUUAUAAGUUACUUUUUUGUAGGGUUGUACUCCUUUGGUAAUGGGCCUUGACCACCCCACCUUACCUACAUUGCAAUAUUGAGUCCUCUUCACCUUGCUCCCAACCCCACCAGAGAUGACCGAUGAGUAGCCAUGUGCCCAGCAGAUGAGCCCUGUGAGGUCUGUUCCUAGCAGUGCUGAUCAUGGACCUCUCUAUUAGCCUUUGUGACUGUCCUUGUUCCUCCUCUGAGGGGGCUGUGGGAUGUGGGCAGAAAAGCCCCCCUUAGUGCAUGUGAAAAAGAACUCGGGUCUUUGGUCUCAUGGUCAACUUCCUCUGUAAUUUAUCAUGUGAAAUAAAUUAUAAUUCUUAAAGAUAA
Molecule: messenger RNA, 4063 nt
Organism: Canis lupus familiaris (dog)
Lineage: Eukaryota; Metazoa; Chordata; Mammalia; Carnivora; Canidae
Gene: GCNT3
Product: glucosaminyl (N-acetyl) transferase 3, mucin type
Exons: 3
Coding region: 996-2315 (439 amino acids)
Cellular component (GO): membrane
Molecular function (GO): acetylglucosaminyltransferase activity
Source: RefSeq, a predicted model, not a curated record